This is a messenger RNA of Talaromyces proteolyticus, 1239 nucleotides long. Its product is annotated as putative translation factor pelota. NCBI's taxonomy places the organism in Eukaryota, Fungi, Ascomycota, Eurotiomycetes, Eurotiales, Trichocomaceae. Gene Ontology annotation, biological process: nuclear-transcribed mRNA catabolic process, non-stop decay; ribosome disassembly; RNA surveillance. Gene Ontology annotation, cellular component: cytoplasm. Bases 1 to 1239 code for a protein of 412 amino acids. The transcript is spliced from 3 exons. The record is from RefSeq and is a predicted model, not a curated record.
AUGCGGCUAGUUAAAAGCAGCAUUGAGCAUAAUGGCUCUGGGGCUGUCACAUUAUGCCCAGAGGAGCCAGAAGAUAUGUGGCACGCAUACAAUCUCAUCCGCUCUAACGACCUCCUGCGCGCAAGCGCAAUCCGCAAAGUCACUACUGCCCAGGAUAGCGGGACGACAGUCUCCCAAAGAGUCCAUUUAAUGUUGCAGAUCCGAGUGAAGGGGCUCGACUUCGACCCAAACAGCUCCCAGCUCCACGUCAGUGGACAGAUUAUGAACGAGACGCAACAUACACGGAUAGGACAGUUUCAUACUCUAGAUCUUGAGUUGCACCGUAAUUUCACCUUGGAGAAAGAGAUCGGUGCUGAUGGAGAAGGGGUUGGCUGGGAUAGUAUAGCUAUUGAUAUGCUAAAGGAUGCUGUUGAUGAAAGUGGCAAGAGGAGAGCAGAGGCUGUGGCAGUGGUGAUGCAAGAAGGCCUUGCGCAUAUAUGCUUUAUAACACAGUUUCAAACGAUUUUGAAACAGAAAGUCGAAAUGUCGGUUCCACGCAAGAGAGCAGGCGGAGGUGAUCAUGACAAGGGGUUAUCAAAAUUCUUCCAAGUCACACUAGACACACUUCUCCGCCAAAUUGAAUUUAACACAAGCGUCACGGCAACAGCGAGCAACAACAAUGGCAAUGAAGCUGUGCGGCCAAUACUCCUAGCCUCACCGGGAUUUGUUGCGGCUGGCUUCCAAAAAUAUAUCCAGUCCGCAGCAGCGACAAAUAUGCCAUCUCUCAAACGACUUUUACCUCAAAUCGUGGUAGUCCAUUCAGCUUCGGGAUACCUCCAUUCCCUUUCAGAAGUUCUCCAGUCGCCGUCUGUCAAGACUCUUCUAUCUGAUACCAAAUACGCGCGUGAGACAAAACUUAUGGAUGAUUUUUUGGAGCAUUUACGCAAAGAUACCAAUAGAGCAACGUAUGGGCCGCGCGAAGUCGAGUAUGCUGUUGACCAAGGCGCGGUUGGUAGGGGUGGGGGGCUUCUUAUCAUCUCGAAUAGACUGUUUCGCGCGCAGGACGUGGCUGAGAGGAAGCGUUGGGUCGGAUUAGUAGAUCGCGUGCGCGAAGUCGAGGGUGGGGAGGUUCGUGUUCUGAGCUCAGAUCAUGAAAGUGGCAAGAGGCUUGACGGGCUAGGUGGCAUUGCUGCGCUGUUGACUUUCCCUGUUGCUGAGGAAGAUCUCGCAUCUGAUGACGAAGAUGAUAAUGAUUUAUAG